CAAAGAACUUCAAGUUCCUGUUCAACAUUUCGACCAACAACCAAACUCGCCAUCAGCUCGCCGCCAACAACCAAGUACGACCCGCUCCAUAGUCAAUGGGCCAAACCUUAUCCGCUGCCAAAAUUCAGUUUUGACACCUCACUCGCGUAUCAACACCAAACAAUCAAUUCGUCACAGAGCGGUCUCCGCUCCAUCACCGAGCUCAGCCAACCCAUCAACCUAGCUCGCCCCGCGUCAUCCGCAAACACCCACGACCUCAACUAUCUAAAUAAUCACAUCCCCAGCAAGCCGUCACCAUGGCCUCACCACCGCACAACAGCUACUCCUUCCCCGGCGGCGCCCGCUCUCCACCACACCUCCCAUCCCUCACCACCUCGUCUCUGUCUAAGAAACGCGCCGCCGACGGCUCUGGUCCCUCGCCCAACAUGAAGCGCCGUAAAGGGUCCGUCAUGUCCGUCGGCUCCGCCCACCCGCUCCGCCAAACCUCCUUCCCGCCCGACGAAGCCCCCGGCGGCGCCCGCUCCCCGUCCGUCGACAUAGACGCCAUGUCCUACGUCAGCGGCACAGCCCAAAGCGUGGUCAGCGCUGCCGCCAGCGCUGCUCCCACCGUGCCGACUGGUCCGCCUAAGAAGAAGCGUGGCCGUAAGAGCAAGGCGGAGAAGGCAAGGGAACAGACGCCUAGUGUUGUUGGUGCUGGAGCCGGUGGUAAGCCGGGGACGGCGCCGCCUAGUGAGGUUGGUGGGUCGACGGUUGGGAGAGGGGCUAAGAGUGCUGCGGGCGGGAAGGACCAAGGUGGACAGCAAGAAGAUCAGGAUGAUGAUGAGGGCCCGACGGAGGUGGCGGCUACGGCGGAUACGUUGACGAAGGAACAGAAGGAGGAGGAGCAUAGGCAGAGGGGAAUGCUGAUUAAUGCCUUUUCGCCGGAUCAGUUUGAUCGGUUUGAAAAUUGGAGGGCGGCGAACUUGAGUAAGGCUGGUGUUAGGAGGUUGAUCAACGCAACCAUCUCCCAGUCCGUUACCGAAAACGUGGUUAUUGGCAUGCGAGCGGUAGCCAAGGUCUUCAUCGGCGACAUCAUCGAGGGCGCACGUCGUGUGCAAGCGGAGUGGAUCGAGAAGACGGGCGAGAAGCAGACCGAUUUGCCUAGUCCGCCGGCGACGCCUCACGCGGCUGCUUCCAACAGCAACAUCAACAGCAAUUUAGGCGGCGAGGGACCACAGCAGUCGCAGACGCAGGGAAACAGUGCCACACACACAAACGGCGAGAACGGAGAGGGUGGAGAUGCAGCAGCAGCCGAGAAGGGCGACGAGACCAUGCCCGACGCUUCCCAGCAGGAAAAGGAAAAGGAAAAAGAGCGGGACGAUCGACGCGGUCCGCUACGUCCAGAACAUCUCCGUGAGGCUCUGCGCCGCUACAAGAUGGGAUUCGAGGGUGGUGGUGUUGGCAUGCAGUUGAUAUGGCAUCAGCAGCAGCAGAACGGUGUCGAGAGGUUUCCUACGAGGACUGGUGGCAGGAGGAUCUUCCGCUGAGUGUGUGGUACUAAUUUUGCCAAGCACGUCUGCCAAUACUGCGGAAGCGGGAAGAUUGUGUUUCGGUAACAUUCUGGCUUGUUGGCGUUUUAAGGGCAUGAUGAACAGUGUUCAUUUUGUUUCUUUUCUUUUUUUCUUUUUCCCCCGGUCACAGCGCUUCAAAAGCAUGGAUAAAGGCG
Molecule: messenger RNA, 1705 nt
Organism: Neurospora hispaniola
Lineage: Eukaryota; Fungi; Ascomycota; Sordariomycetes; Sordariales; Sordariaceae
Product: hTAFII28-like protein conserved region-domain-containing protein
Exons: 2
Coding region: 297-1526 (409 amino acids)
Biological process (GO): RNA polymerase II preinitiation complex assembly; transcription initiation at RNA polymerase II promoter
Cellular component (GO): transcription factor TFIID complex; nucleus
Molecular function (GO): transcription coactivator activity; protein heterodimerization activity
Source: RefSeq, a predicted model, not a curated record